Messenger RNA from Trachymyrmex cornetzi, 855 nucleotides. Its product is annotated as sporozoite surface protein 2. The transcript is spliced from 3 exons. NCBI's taxonomy places the organism in Eukaryota, Metazoa, Arthropoda, Insecta, Hymenoptera, Formicidae. The record is from RefSeq and is a predicted model, not a curated record. Bases 1 to 855 code for a protein of 284 amino acids.
AUGCAGAGGAAAAGGAACAAUUUGGCAGAGAAACAGGAAAUAAAUCGGAGCCCAACGUCGCGGAAGGAAGAAAAAGUAGUGUCCUUCAAGUCGAAGGUAGAAAUCAGCAGGCUGGGAGGUCGGUUGAGUGAGGUGGUGGGUCCCGUCGUGGAGGAGGCCAUUGAGCCAGGGGAUGCGACCCCGCUGACGGGACCCUCGAGGGAGACCUCGGUUCCUCGAGCACCCCCGCCGCAGCGUGUUACUCCGAGUCCGCCGAGACCGCCGCCCGUUACGUCUCAACAUCACGAGAAUCCGGGACACCAGUCCCAAAAUCCCGGGCAUCACAACCCGGAUCAUUCGCCCCACAAUCCGGGUAAUCCCGGCCACAAUCCUGGUCACAACCCCGGCCACCAAACUCAUAAUCCAGACAAUCCCGGCCACAAUCCGGGUGACUCCGGUCACAACCCGGGAAAUCCCGGUCACAACCCGGGUAAUCCCGGUCACAACCCGGGCAAUCCCGGUCACAACCCGGGCAAUCCCGGUCACAACCCGGGCAAUCCCGGUCACAACCCGGGCAAUCCGGGCCACAACCCGGGUAAUCCCGGCCAUAACCCGGGUAAUCCCGGCCACAACCCGGGUAAUCCCGGCCACAAUCCGGGUAAUCCCGGUAACCCGGGCCAUCCGAGCCCCGCUGACCAAGACCAGAAUCCCGCUGACCAGCCGGCACAAAAUCCUGGCCAUCCGACGAGUCCAGGACGAGAAGCUCCCCAUCCACACGUGAGUCGUCAACCAAGUCAGAAUCCAACCCAGCCGACACAGAGUGGCAGGGAGCAAGCACAACCAACCGCAACCGCAACCACAACAUCUGGAGCGUAG